AUGGAGGUGGACCGAAUUGACACUUGGAGAUACUAUGUGAAAGGAGGAACCAGGAAUUGUAUUGUUGAUUUGGAACAUGGAAUGUGUGAAUGUGGUGUGUUUUACAUCGAGAAGAUCCCAUGUUCACAUGCUAUUGCAGCUGCAUUAGCCGGUGGGAUAUCUGUGGAUUCUCUUGUAUGUCCGACUUACUCAAAAAACUACUUGUUUGCAGCAUACUCUGCCAACAUAUAUCCCCAAAUUUCAGAGGUCCAAGGAGGCCCAACUUCAAUAUGUCUGCCACCAGACAUUCGCCGUGCACCAGGCAGACGGAAGAAGUCUCGGUGGCAAUCAUGGCUAGAAAUUGCUAGGAGAAAAAGCAAGAAGCCAAGGAAGCUGCACAAAGUAUACAGCUGCUCCCAAUGCAAGCAACCUGGUCAUACCCUACCGAAUUGUGUAAGUUGA
Eutrema salsugineum is the source of this 441-nucleotide messenger RNA. RefSeq lists its product as uncharacterized. The transcript has a single exon. Lineage: Eukaryota; Viridiplantae; Streptophyta; Magnoliopsida; Brassicales; Brassicaceae. Gene Ontology annotation, molecular function: zinc ion binding. The record is from RefSeq and is a predicted model, not a curated record. The coding region runs from base 1 to 441 and encodes 146 amino acids.